Messenger RNA from Linum trigynum, 4121 nucleotides. NCBI's taxonomy places the organism in Eukaryota, Viridiplantae, Streptophyta, Magnoliopsida, Malpighiales, Linaceae. The record is from the annotation of a GenBank genome assembly.
CGGCAUGACAGGCUGUGGUAUCAAGCCAACAAGACAAGAAAUUUGACUAAGGCAUGGUGACUAGCUGUGGUGGCCACCCAACUAGGUACCAAACAGCCAUGGAUGGAUCAACCAUGAUGCCAAGCUCAGCCUUUAUGGGGCCAUAUGGAGACGAAGUCCAAAGACGGGCUUGGUAGCACCUUAACGGGGUACCAAACCGGCAAGGUACAACUUGCCAACUUGACGAAGCUACAAAAACUAAGUAUGGGGACCAAGCCGGCAAGCGUAGCUUGGUAAUACGAGCCGACAUAACUGGCUUGAUGGCAGGGGUAUCAAGCCAGAGAAACAACAAAAGCAGGAGCAAGAAAGGGAAAUAAAACUAUGUGUGGAGUCUAGGGGCUGCCAAGGGUAUGGUUGAGACUUCAUCAUGGAGGCAAGGUUGAGGGCUUCAACCUCAUCCAGUCAAGACAAGGCGACAAGACCAAUACCAAUUCGGUUGGGCGUCGAGGGCAUCAAAUACCAACCAGUCAACAAGACGGGUCAAUAAGCUCCAAGGCAAUGGAGGUGAAGACCAAGACAACGGUUACCAAUUGGCCACCAAGGCAACGAAAAGGGGUCCCUAAGGCGAUUGGAGCAACAAGCCGGCUAGCAGUUACCAAGGCGGUUACCAAGACAGCUACUCCUAGUGGCUAUAAAUAGGAGAAACGAAGAUGGGAAAAGGGUUCCAUAACCAAACAUUUGACGCACGAUGUCAAAAUUUAUCUUUUCUCUGCAACUUACCUUUUAGUUUUUCAGAGCUCUCACUGAACCUCCAUAGGAGUAGAGUAACGUAACUUAGCUUGUUCCCAAAAAAACCAUCUAAAACAUCAAACACCCUCGUUCGAACAUUUUUCGGAGAGGAGUGAAUCAUAUUAUUAAUCGUUGUUCCAGAAGUCAAGGUGCAUUCAUUGAGUUCAAACACCAGAUUUUCCUACCCGAAAAACAAAUUGGCACAUCUGGUGGGACACUGUGUGUUUGAUUUGAUGGCUCCACGACUGAGAGAACAAGAAUGUGAUCUUUCACCUGGGUUUGUAAUAGAGGUAGUGGCAAUGUAUGAUCUUGGUCAAUUAUCAAAAAGUGACGUCGGAAACAAUGGUAAGGCAAGAGGCCAACCAUCACUGGCGCCAUGUUUGGGUGUAACCGCCACCACCUUGUCUCUCCACUAGUCACUGCUGGUAGAAAUAAAACUAAUGGAGCAGGCUAUGGUGGGAUACACCAAACAAAUGGUAUCUCAACUUGAUUGUUUCCAUACUCGCAUAAAUCGACGUUUGGAUCAACUGAAUGAGAUCUGCGAGAUAAAUAAAAAUUAUUUUAAGGAGUGUCGUCAACUUUUGAUAAAUCCAAUGUUGAGAUCAAAGGUUUUGGCGGAAGAUGGUGUAGAUCCACCGUCAAACAUUGCUACUGGGUAUACGAGUAAUCUAGACUCCGGUGGCCGGACUACUCAGCCACGGUCAGAGAACUCAUCGUCUCCAAUGGAAAGUCAACUAUCUCUUCAACAUGGUGGUUGUGGCGAGAAUCUCGAUCCCAUGUUCACCACUCAUGUAAAGUAAUUGCAUGUGCAGACAGUUACUUUAAAAGCCGUCUCAGAGGCUAGACCAUGCUUGAACAUGAGAGUUCGUGGAGGGUCAUUAGCUAUGGGUGUGCUACCGCAAGCUUACCCAACCUCGAUGUCAUCCAUGCUUAAGCGGCCUGGUGGAUGCAACCCGCCAGGGGGGCAUGCAGAGGGACAUGGAAGUCUACCACCUGACAAGGUGAAAUGUCAGGUUGGGGGGCAAGAUGAUUUCGGUAAAACUGGAGAAAUGGCAUUGCCUAAGAGCACACCACGGGUUUCGUCUAAGUGUGGCAAAGGGAGCAUGUCACCAACUAUAAGCAGUGGGUUGACAAUUUUUCCCAAGAAACUACAACAAGCCCAAUCCACAUGUGUUUCUAGUAAAAGUACUAGUGUGACCCAGUGUGGCAAGGGGGGCAUGUCAGUGACCAUGAACAAUGGCAUGGGAUGCAUGUCUCCAUAUCCAUGCAGUGGACAGGGGGGCAUGUCAUCAUAUGUGAAGAAAAGAGUGAGGGGUAAUUCAAAGAGUGUGCGACCCAUCCAAGCCACUCAAAAAUUGUCCAAGUAUGAGAGUGUGUUAAGGGAUGGACAAAGAAGCAAGUCUAUGUUUAAUAGCCCUCAUGGCAUACCAAACAUGAACGGCAGACAAGAGGGCAUGAAUAAGACAUCUCGGCAUGCAACAAACAAACAUGGUCCUACAAAGGACCAGAGGUUGUUAGCUGCUACGUGUAGAAGUCAGUAAGGCAUAAGGUUUGAACAGAGCCAAGUUGAACAUAGGAGUGGUCAUCAACUCAUUAAGCCCAAACACUCGUCUUCCCAACCAUGUGGGAAGAGUAAGCAUGUGUCAAGUUGGAGGGAAUUAAGGCAGAAAACAACUUGUGGUCCCUUUGAUGGGUUAAAAGAGUUGAGAAAUGCUAUUGUACCAUAUGGAAUGAGGCAAGCACAUCAGGUUCAACAUCAACCCAACAUGUCUAGUAAGGUGGCUAAGGUAGAGGAUCAUGAGACCCCCUACGAGGCCACAAAGGCAAUACAAGUUGUCCGGGUACCAUCCAUGGUUGAGUUGGAAAAUUCAAAGCCAACUGAUAAGGAGCCAUUUCUUUCUAAGGAGAGUAGACAUGUGAUCUACGGAUGGCUUAUAUGGUGUAAUACAUGGACUUGGCAGUGGGAGUACACAUUUGGCACAUUAGUGGUUGCCAAAGGGCAUGGAAACUAGUGACUUCUGCCACUCCUUACUAAAAUAAUUGUAUAAUAAAAAAAAUACUAUUAAAAUAAGAGAAUUAAAAAAGAAGAUCACAAGCCAACCAUGGCUAAAAAAAAUUAUAGAGAGAAAAGUUGAGUUAGAGUUGUAGAGGUGAAGACCUUGCCACGACUGGUAAACAACCAGCAAGGUGGUUGGGUCAAUGGAGCCCUCUACGCUCGUUUGAUUAGUGGGUACACCUUGCCACUUCAUGGCAUGAGUAGCUGACUAGGUGUUUGGCAUGGAUCGUUUACCUUCCGCGCCACCAUUCGAGGGAUACCUACUUGCUGAAAGAGGAUGGGGUGCUACAUUAUCGAUCGAUGAGUGACAUGUAUCUCAAAUCUUAUGUCAUUUCUCUUUCGGACAUGGACUGUCAGCGGGUUCAAUGUUAAUCGGCCAACAUGAUUGCAGCCAUGUCGAGCCUCUCACACCCUAAGACAUGGCAUGAUACCCUUUUAAUGAUGUAUGGUUUGAGUAGUUAGUCAGGACACAGAAAAAUAUGUUUAAGUUAGAAGUAUGGUAUUGAUUGCGGAGGCCGUGAAGCCAAGUGGAUUGACGCAAUGAAAAGAAAUCCCUCAUGAUUAUAAAGGGAAAAAAGUGUGAUUUUCUGGCAAUAAGGUCUGAGUGACCGAGUCUAUGGAGGCAAAGGAAACUGAAAAAGCAAGUUCUCGUCGGUCUUGUUGCAGUAUUGAUGAGUUUCUCCCGUUUUUGUUUUGCUUGGUCCCGUUGAGGUCUCGUGUUGGGAUUAAAGGCGAAGAGGUUAUUUGUUCUCCAGGCCAAGAGGGUAGUUCAAAAGAUGGUUGCUUGCCUGUUACCGAUUUGAUAAGGAAGAGGUGAACAAAGCACAAUAAAGGCUUAACAAGGCUCGGCUGUAGAUAGCUAGCCGAGCCAGGGAGGGAUUCGUUGGUUACAAUGGCAUGGUCAUGUACUUUGUUUUGGCCAAAUUGGUUACGUAGCUAAAGAAGGAGGUUGAGUUAAUUACUUAAUCAAGUAUGUUUUCUAAAGUGGCGAAGCAGUGGUGGAAUACUUGUGGGACGUGUGUGGCAUUGUGAUUAAAGCACCGAUUUGAUAAGGAAGAGGUGAACAAAGCACAAUAAAGGCUUAACAAGGCUCGGCUGUAGAUAGCUAGCCGAGCCAGGGAGGGAUUCGUUGGUUACAAUGGCAUGGUCAUGUACUUUGUUUUGGCCAAAUUGGUUACGUAGCUAAAGAAGGAGGUUGAGUUAAUUACUUAAUCAAGUAUGUUUUCUAAAGUGGCGAAGCAGUGGUGGAAUACUUGUGGGACGUGUGUGGCAUUGUGAUUAAAGCCACAAUUUGAUU